AUGCUUAUCAGCUGCAUUAUCAUCGUUGUUUUCAUUGAUAUUAGUAGUACCAUCAUUCAGAAACUAUCGAUGUGCUGUCAUCAAGUAGUGACAGACGGUGACAUCUUUACCUUUAAUUGGAAAACCUUCCUUUUAAUUACUAUACCAUACACCUUAUCGUCGCCGAAUUCUGUCAUUUUCACUGCUGCACUUAUUAUGCAGCUAUCAUUAAAGCCGUUGGCGGAAAAGGAAAUGGAGCGGUUGUGGUCAGAUACGACACUAAUGAUAGUAUUCAGUUCUGUUAAUUGGAAUUUGCUUGAUUCUGGUAAUGAAAUUCAUCCAUAUCAGUAG
Molecule: messenger RNA, 330 nt
Organism: Brugia pahangi
Lineage: Eukaryota; Metazoa; Nematoda; Chromadorea; Rhabditida; Onchocercidae
Source: the annotation of a GenBank genome assembly